UCAGACUUGUAUUACAACUCUGCUACUUUUUAGUUCUUUUCCAUGGCUCUAUUAUUCUUCUACUUUUUGGUUCUUAUUUCCUUUGCCUUCACAACCAUUAUAGUACAAAAAAUAAGAAAGAAACCCAAGAAAACUGAUGACACAACUUGUAAAAUACCCCAUGGUCCUAGAAAGCUACCUAUUAUAGGAAAUAUAUACAAUCUGCUAUGCUCUCAACCCCAUAGAAAAUUAAGAGACCUGGCCAUAAAAUAUGGACCCGUGAUGCAUCUUCAACUUGGACAGGUUUCAACUAUUGUCAUUUCAUCCCCUGAGUGUGCUAGGGAAGUGAUGAAAACCCAUGACAUUAACUUUGCCACAAGGCCUAAAGUUCUAGCUAUUGAAAUAAUGUCUUACAAUUCCACAAGUAUAGCUUUUGCUGGCUAUGGAAAUUAUUGGAGGCAGCUAAGAAAAAUAUGCACAUUGGAGCUUUUAAGCCUAAAACGCGUCAACUCAUUCCAGCCAAUUAGAGAAGAUGAGCUCUUCAAUCUUGUCAAAUGGAUUGAUUCAAAGAAAGGAUCCCCCAUCAACCUCACUGAAGCAGUACUUACAUCAAUUUACACAAUUGCUUCAAGGGCUGCCUUUGGCAAGAAUUGCAAAGACCAAGAAAAAUUUAUAUCAGUGGUUAAAAAAACAUCAAAACUUGCUGCAGGUUUUGGCAUUGAAGAUUUGUUUCCUUCUGUUACUUGGCUUCAACAUGUCACUGGCUUGAGGGCUAAGCUUGAGAGGUUGCAUCAACAGGCUGAUCAGAUAAUGGAAAACAUCAUCAAUGAGCAUAAAGAGGCAAAUUCGAAAGCCAAGGAUGACCAAAGUGAAGCAGAAGAAGAUCUUGUGGAUGUUCUCAUACAAUAUGAGGAUGGGAGCAAGAAGGAUUUUUCCUUAACUAGAAACAACAUCAAGGCCAUAAUUCUGGACAUUUUUGCUGCUGGAGGUGAGACAACAGCAACAACCAUAGAUUGGGCAAUGGCUGAAAUGGUAAAGAAUCCAACAGUAAUGAAGAAAGCACAAUCUGAGGUGAGAGAGGUAUGCAAUAUGAAAGCAAGGGUUGAUGAAAAUUGCAUCAAUGAACUUCAAUAUUUGAAACUAAUUGUGAAAGAGACCUUGAGGUUGCACCCUCCAGCUCCUCUUUUGCUGCCAAGAGAAUGUGGUCAAACAUGUGAGAUACAUGGUUAUCACAUACCAGCCAAAACCAAGGUCAUAGUCAAUGCCUGGGCAAUUGGAAGAGAUCCAAACUAUUGGACUGAAUCAGAGAGGUUUUAUCCUGAGAGGUUCAUUGAUAGCACUAUUGACUACAAAGGGAGUAAUUUUGAGUUCAUUCCUUUUGGUGCUGGAAGAAGGAUAUGCGCAGGAAGCACAUUUGCUUUGAGAGCUGCGGAACUAGCCCUUGCAAUGUUGUUGUAUCACUUUGAUUGGAAGCUUCCAAGUGGAAUGAGAAGUGGAGAACUGGACAUGAGUGAGGAUUUUGGAGUCACAACUAUAAGAAAAGAUAAUCUAUUCUUGGUUCCUUUUCCAUAUCAUCCUUUGCCUGUCUCAUGAGCUCAGAAUGAGAAACUGAAACAUUUGGUGAUGGCUGUCACAUUUACUUCAGAAUAAAGAUCUUCUGUUAAUUGAAAUUAGACUUUGUGCUGUGAUUGGUUGUAACAGAAGAUGGAAAUUGUGACUACUGCAUAUUAAAAUAGCUUUUAUAUAUCCUCAAUGUUAAUUAACUUUGAUA
Glycine soja is the source of this 1750-nucleotide messenger RNA. Its product is annotated as cytochrome P450 71D11-like. The transcript is spliced from 2 exons. The coding region runs from base 43 to 1572 and encodes 509 amino acids. Gene Ontology annotation, molecular function: monooxygenase activity; iron ion binding; oxidoreductase activity, acting on paired donors, with incorporation or reduction of molecular oxygen. NCBI's taxonomy places the organism in Eukaryota, Viridiplantae, Streptophyta, Magnoliopsida, Fabales, Fabaceae. The record is from RefSeq and is a predicted model, not a curated record.